This is a messenger RNA of Colletotrichum spaethianum, 573 nucleotides long. RefSeq names its product putative esterase XCC2094. Bases 1 to 573 code for a protein of 190 amino acids. Lineage: Eukaryota; Fungi; Ascomycota; Sordariomycetes; Glomerellales; Glomerellaceae. Gene Ontology annotation, molecular function: fatty acyl-CoA hydrolase activity. The record is from RefSeq and is a predicted model, not a curated record. The transcript has 7 exons.
AUGCCUCCCAAGUUGCCCCCUUUGCGCUUCGUGCGUUCAGUCCUCAACUCUUUUGCGAAAGACUCCGGUCUUGAGCCGAGAUUACUGGGUAACAACUUCCGGGUGACCGGCGCUUCGGUGGGCAAGGUCGACUUUGAGUUGGCUAUCCAGAAAGAGCACACGAACCGUUUGUCUACAAUCCAUGGGGGUACUCUUGCCAGUCUCGUCGAUCUUGGCGGCUCGCUUGCCGUGGCCUCCAAGGGACGUUUCAUGACGGGUGUGUCAACUGAUAUCAAUGGUAUGCCGCAUUCCAUGGUCAUCGUGAAUUUAUACCACCGGGCAAUCCCUACUUAUCAACGGAAGCUGACGAAGGCAGUUACGUAUCUGAACCCGGGAGGAAAACCCGGUGAUAUCAUGACGGGCACUGCCAUUUGUGAUAAGAUGGGAAGGACCCUAGCAUACACGACAGUUACUUUCUUCAACAAGAAGGGAGAGCUUGCCGCGCGAGGCAGCCAUACCAAGUACAUCGCAAAGACAUGGGAAUCGGAGGACUUUGUAGCGCCGGACGAGUACGUAGCGGAAGAAGAGAAGUAG